This is a messenger RNA of Caenorhabditis angaria, 1178 nucleotides long. Lineage: Eukaryota; Metazoa; Nematoda; Chromadorea; Rhabditida; Rhabditidae. The record is from the annotation of a GenBank genome assembly.
AUGUUCUCCGAACUUGUUUAUCAAAGUGCCGAUGAAUAUAUCCAAACUUGGGAGGAUAUUCUAGCAAGUGCUCUCGUCGUUAUCUCGUGCCUCAUUGGAUUGCUCAUGGUAAUCUUAGCAAUUUAUGGAUGCAUCAAAAUCCCGUCUAUGAGAAUCUCACCUUUCGGAUAUUUGACCAAACAUCAAUUGAUUUCUCAAGGCUUGGCUGCGAUUAAUAGUGGAAGUUUUUUCCUUGCGGUUUUAUUGGAUUUCAAAGUUGUGAUUUAUCAUUCGAACAUUUUUGGUCUCUUCAUAACAAUCCUCCUUCCAAGUAUAUUGCUCAUCUAUUUUGCGAUAUCUCUUAACAGAUUCCUAGCUCUAGCAACCCCGAUUUACUAUUCUACACUCUUCGGUAUAAAGACUAGAAAAUUCUACAUUUUGUUCGCCUGGAUCACUCCAAUCAUCUACAUGUCAAUUCUAUUUAUUCAAUGUAAGUGUCUAAAAAUUUAUUCCCCAACAUAUUUAUUGCAGAUGAUUGCUCUUACAAGUUCUAUCACUAUGGUUGGAUUUUUAUCGAGAAGCCUAGCGAAAUCUGUGGUGCUAAACUCUCCUACCAAAUGGUUAUCUCACAGGGUCUUCUUUGCCUUACCAUGCUUUUUCUGGAUUGUGCAACUAUUGUGAUGUUGGUGUUUUUCAAGGUGAGCAGAGAACUGUUGAGUAGAGCUACUGAACAACAAGGAAAUUAUGAUUAGAAGAAGUGCAGUGAUGCAUUGUAGAUGUGUUUUGCUCGCGAUUUUGGGUGAUCACUGGAAUAUGAAGAUCAGACACCGCGACGCAACCCAACUAAAUUUUUCUAGGACAGAAUCGUCAAAUCCAAAAGCCCAAUAAUCCGCAGACGAGAAAUCAACUUUGCCCAACAAGUCAUAAUCCAAGGUUUUGUUUUCACAAUGCACGCAUUUUGGUACAUCUAUGGAAAUCAAUGGAUCCCAGGAACAUCGGAAAAUUGGCGCAUUUUCUGGACAUCAACUUUUUCUUCAAAUUUGCUACAUAUUUUUGAUUGGUAAGGUUGUAUUUGUGAUGAACUAUCAGAACAUUUUUUCAGCGGAAUAAUCUUCAUCUUUAAUUCGGAAUUUUCAAAUUGGAUUCGAAAUUUGAAGCGAAAAUCGAGAGUUGUUAGUAUUACCGUAAAUCAUUCAUAA